Molecule: messenger RNA, 1966 nt
Organism: Zootoca vivipara (common lizard)
Lineage: Eukaryota; Metazoa; Chordata; Lepidosauria; Squamata; Lacertidae
Source: RefSeq, a predicted model, not a curated record
CACCAACUUCUGCCUUUGGGUCUGUUUAGCCUGGAGAAGAGGAGACUGAGAAGAGAGAGGAUGGCCGUCUCCCCAAUAUCUCCCCAUGGAAGAGGGAGCAGGCUUGUUUUCUCCUGCUGCUAGAGGGUAGGACUCGAACCCAUGGCUUCACUUCUCUUGAAUUAUUAUUAUUUUCCCGCAACAGGGAGUGUGGACUCAUCCAAAACGCUGAAUGGGGCGACAGCUGCCGAGAGUGAUGGGGCAUUUCAGAGAUGCAAGAGAUUGGAACCCGACACCUCGAAGUGGUUCGGAGGAAUGCAAGAUUGUACCACUUGCUUCCGGGAAUACCACAUGUGGCAACCUUGCCACCUCACGGCCAGGCCAAAGGGAUCCGUCACCCUGACCUGCACCUUCAACUACACCUGGGAGGUGAAAGAGACGGCCGAGGUGUAUUGGCGCUUAGGGAACUUUCACGGAGAGUUCAUCUUCAACCACACCCACGACCCCACCCAGAGGUUCACCCACCCGAACUACACAGGGCGGGUGUCUCUGGUCGGGGACGUGUCAAAGAGGCUUGAUGCGUCAAUCCAGAUCGAGAAUCUGCAGGAGUCGGACUCCAACCUAUAUUUCUGCCGCGUCUCUGUGCAGACGGUUCACAACGGUGAGAAGCACUGGCGAAACAUCGAGGGGACAAACCUCACGGUCACAGGUCCUCCGAUGCCGGACCCCCCCAGCGUCAACCUCGUGGCUCUGGUGGCCGGGGCAGUCGUUGCAGCUGCUGUCGCUCUGGGCUUGCUGGCGUUCGUCGCCUGGAGAAAAGGUUGCUGCCCAAAGUGCCCCAAAAGGAGGAGAGCAUCGCCCCAGAGCAAGGAGAAGCCAGAGGAGAGAGAAUACGAGGAGUUUCCCAUCGAAGGUCCAAAAGCCCCUCCUCCUGCCUCCCCCCAGCCUCCUGCUCGUGCGCCACCACCGCUUGCCCCCAAAGACUCUGGCGGCCUCCUGUAUGCGGACUUGAACUUGGCCGCAGGCAGAGGGAAGAAGAUGCCCUCGCCGAUGCCCGAGGGAGAGAGCACCUACGCCAUCCUUCGCCACUGAGAGGGGGGCAAUGGACGCCUGGGGGCGGUAGCAUUUCUUGAGCUGCCUCCCGCCCCCUUCUACCCCUAGCCCCCUCUUCCGCUUGCUUCUCCCUCUCCCAGGUGGGAGCUAGCGACCUCCCUUGCAGGAUCGGGCUCCCUGAGCGGAGAUGGCCUUCUGGCUGCAAAGGGAGCUUGUUGAAGCUGGCCUGCUCUGCAGGGAUGUCGUGAGGAGCCCUGAGACAACCGGAGGGGUGGCUGCCCUGUAAACGCUCCCCCCUCUGCUGCUAGCCAACUGCCCCCGAAUAAUGCCCAAAUUAUGGGAGCGAAUAUGGAAGGUUAUUGCAAUAUGGGAUCACAGCCGCAAGAGAUGCGCAGAGAUGGAAAGAGAGCUCAGUCAGUAGAGCCUGAGACCCUUGACCUCCAGGUGGUGGGCUCGAGCCCCACAUGCGGCAGAAGAAUCCUGCACUGCAGGGGGCUGGAUUAGAUGAUCCCUGUGGACUGUGGUCCCUUCCAACGUUGUGAUUCGAUGACCUAUGACUUAACUCCUGGGGAAGAACAGUUUCUGAAAUUUAGGGAUUUGGCAGCGAUGGCCAAGUUGACUUUCUCAAUUAGAGGGAAAAACAUGGUUGCAUUUAUUAAUGAUUGGAAACCCCUUACGGACUUCCUGUGCGAAAAAGGAAACCAAGCUUGCGGUUAAUGGGUUUGAAGACUGAAACGUUUGGGUUACGGAAAGUAGAAAAGUUGAACGUUAUUAUGGAAUAAGAGUUCUGCAGUUUCUAAAGCUGGUAGUUAGAAUCGGAAGUCUUUGCCUUUCCUUCUGUAUUUUCUCUCUUUUGGUUGUUGUUGUAAAAAAAAGUGCUUGCUAUUAGAUGUUGAUUUCUGUAUGUUGUUUUUCCUUCCGUUUUUCAAGCUUU